Molecule: messenger RNA, 1179 nt
Organism: Trypanosoma theileri
Lineage: Eukaryota; Euglenozoa; Kinetoplastea; Trypanosomatida; Trypanosomatidae
Product: serine/threonine protein kinase
Exons: 1
Coding region: 1-1179 (392 amino acids)
Biological process (GO): protein phosphorylation
Molecular function (GO): ATP binding; protein serine/threonine kinase activity
Source: RefSeq, a predicted model, not a curated record
AUGUUUGCAAGACUGUUUAAGAAAGACAAAAAAGAUAAGAAGGAAAAAGAGGAGGAACGUGCCAGUGAGAAGACAGGAGACAAAAAGCACCAAAACAAUGAGAAAACAGUGCCACCACAGGAGAAACUAACUAAAGAUGACUUUGAGACCAUAGAUGUAUUGGGAAAAGGUUCCUUUGCACAGGUAGUCCUUGUCCGCCGUGUUGGCACUAAAGAUUACUACGCAAUGAAGGUAGUCAACAAACAAGGUCUACUUGAGCAUAACCGAUAUCGCGAUGUAUUUAUUGAGCGUAAUGUACUAUCGCGCAUUAAUCAUCCUUACUUACUUAAGCUCUAUUGGACCUUUCAGUCUGAACACAAACUCUUUUUUGUGAUGGAAUAUAUGCCAGGUGGGGAUUUAGAUAAGUAUAUGAAUUCUAUCCCCUCUAAACAGCUUGAUCUUUUCACGGCGAAGCUUUACGGUGCAGAGAUUCUUUCUGCCAUUCUUUGUUUACAUGAGCAAAGCGUUAUCUAUCGUGAUUUGAAACCAGAAAAUAUUCUCUUGACAGCGGAGGGACAUUGUGUUUUGGCCGAUUUUGGGCUUUCUAAAGAUUUUUACAAUGAAAAAGAUGGUGCUGAUGGAGUAAACAAAAAUAUGCGAGCGAAUUCUUUUGUUGGUUCUCCUUUCUAUGUGGCGCCUGAUGUACUAAAGCAAAGUGAAUAUACCAACGCUGUGGACUUUUGGUCAUUUGGUAUUCUUCUUUAUCGCAUGCUUUGUGGUCGCACACCAUUCAAUGGAAAGAGCAUGAGAGAAGUGUUUGAUAACAUUCUUUACUCAGAUCUUCGUUUCCCAAGCAGCGUGCAACUUCCUCCUGAGGCAAAGGAUUUGAUAAGUCGUCUUCUCGUGAAGGAUGCCAGUCGUCGGAUUAAGGGCCCUGAAGUGAAGGCACAUCCCUUCUGGACGGGUAUUAACUUCGAUGAGGUAAUGGAGAAAAAAGUAAAACCACCCAAGUGGACGCCAAUUCCACCUGUAGAGCAAAUACUGGCGGAACGGGCAAAUGCCGCCAGUGGUGCUUCUUCUUCAAAGACUCCUGGCAAUGUGGUGAACACACCCGCACAGUCAUCGCAACUGAACGCGCGGCAGCAGCAACUCUUUACUGGGUUCUCUUGCACAGCGGACAAUCAUUUGAAUAACAACUAG